Messenger RNA from Syngnathus typhle (broad-nosed pipefish), 10219 nucleotides. RefSeq names its product storkhead-box protein 2-like. Lineage: Eukaryota; Metazoa; Chordata; Actinopteri; Syngnathiformes; Syngnathidae. The record is from RefSeq and is a predicted model, not a curated record. The transcript has 4 exons. The coding region runs from base 1509 to 4442 and encodes 977 amino acids. Gene Ontology annotation, biological process: positive regulation of transcription by RNA polymerase II. Gene Ontology annotation, cellular component: cytoplasm; nucleus. Gene Ontology annotation, molecular function: DNA-binding transcription activator activity, RNA polymerase II-specific; RNA polymerase II transcription regulatory region sequence-specific DNA binding.
UCACAACAUGUGGUUCUAUUCUUCAUCUUUCUAAUGAGUGGUGUGUAGCCUCUGUACUUUUGUUCAGGAAGUCUUUUGGAAGCACUUGAUUGUGAUACGCUCAUUCCAGACCUGCGCCCUCAGUUGUUGUUAAAGUAAUCACUAUAGUUCUUCUGUUACAGCUCUAACAAUGUUUAUCAUCAAUUGCUGCUGAUUUCCUUAACAUUCAACACAAGUGUUUUUUUUCCUCAUCAUGUCACCAAGCAUAGCGAAAUUUUCCAAUUGUUUCGUUGUCAUGCAGCCAGUUGAGUGAUUGGCAGUACAAUGUUGGUAUUGAUGCAAAGUUCAUGCGCCAGUGUGUCAACAGACCAAAAAAAAAUGCCUAUUGCCCGUGUUGCUGUGUGGGUUGCAGCAUUUGGUCAACAUUCAGCCAGCUAAAAAGUCUCAUUUUGAUUGGCUGGUUCAUGGAAUUUUUGAUUCUACACAAUAAGGCUUUACAAAGAUGAAUUCAGCUUUCUCAUGUGUAUAUUUUCUAUGAAUGGACGGCAGCCUCCAGUUUUUGUAACAGGAGUGAAAUAAGUGGGUGGGUUUACAAGAAUCCAGCCCCCCCUCCCCUCUCUUUGCCCACUUUCUGUCCCUCCUCUCCGCCCUCCUCUCCCACAACACCGAACACAGGCAGAGAGAACAGACGAGACGAGAGAGCUGGAGAGCAAAGUGACGUGACCAAGGAGAAGACAAAGAAAAGUGGAGGCAGUUUUUGCUCUAUUCAGGACAUAGCACAUCUUGUUGAUUUAUUUUAAUGUUUCUUCUGGGUUUUUUUUUUUAUCUACAAGACCUCCAACAUCCCUUGGUUAAGCUUUUGUUGGGUCUCAAAUGACAACAGCUUCUACCCAAAAGCAUUUGUCAACGGACUGCUAGAGCAAUGUGAAUGGGUAGUCAUUGAAGAGAGGAGCAUAGCUGUUUUUCCCAUGGAUGUUUUGUUGUCCGCUCUCCUCCCUCCAUUUGCUUUCUUUUGUAUCAGCGCGCCCUCCCUCUUUCCCUUUUUCCUUCGCUUGGCUGCACAGGCUUUUUUUUUGUGAUACAUCAGCUCCUUCCCAAAGACCUCUUUGACCUGUACCAACAUUGUUGUCCCCUAGACUUGGUCCUGCUGCUUGAGAAUUGGUCACCCAAUUUCUCUGCACUGCUACGUUUAGUUUUAUGCAUUUGUGCCAGGUAUACAGUAUUUGCGGUCCAAUGACUUGCUGUGCUGUAACACAUUUUUUCGUGAUUUUGUGAUUAUUUUUGGUCAUGUCACCAGCGACAUGGCCAUGAAUGUAUUCCCCCCACACACACAAAAUGGUGGUUGUUUGAUUUUCAGUAAUUGACUUGAAAUAUUGGUUCUGCAGAAUGGAAUUCACGUGAUAAGUUGCAAGCAAGAACCCUCGAGUCUUUUACCUGCAGGCUCCAACAUCCAUCUUGCUUGUUUUCAACUCAGCCUUGUAGAUAAAAUUAUCGCUUGUUUUUUUUGUCCGCCACCCAAUGUGGUGAGGAUGAAGAAGACACACAGCAGCGCUUUGAGGCGGGCAUGGCCCAGCUCUGAACUGUCAGAGCGGCUACUGUCACCACCAGCCUGUGCAGAGCCUCACAGGAGCCGACGCUCUCACAGUGAAAAGGACUACAGAAUCCACAAACACAGGAAGAAGAGCCACUAUCCUCCACAGUAUGUGUGUCAGAGUCCACCUGCUUACUUUCAUCCAGGUGAUGUGUCACCCAUCAGUAUGUCCCCUAUCAGCCAAUCCCAGUUCAUCCCUCUGGGAGAAGUACUGGUAUUGGCUAUCUCUGCUAUGAACUCUGCGCAUAAGCCAGUCACUCAGGAGGCCCUAACGGAACACCUGCAGACAUGUUUUCCAGGUGUUCCUACACCAACAGAAGAGGUCCUGCACCACACACUCAACAUGUUGGUCCGUGAACGCAAGAUCUACCCAACACCCGACGGAUAUUUUAUUGUAACUCCUCAAACUUACUUCAUCACUCCAAGCCUAAUCCGAACCAGCUCCAAGUGGUACCACUUAGAUGAGCGAUCUGCUGAGCGGCACCAACAGCAACAACAGCAGAAUCAGCAGACACAGUGCACCUCCCCUCUCUCUGGCACCAUCACCGCAUCCACAUCAGGCGGUGUGCGAGAUAGAAGUCAUCCAAAAUCCAACCAGAACCACAGCGGGGGUGGGGGUGGCGCAGUCGUGGAUACCUUUUAUAAUAACACCUAUCGUGGAGACGACCCCCCCAGUCACCAUACUACUCUGCAGCUCAGAUCCCCCAAAGACCACCGGGAGGCAUAUUCAUCACCACACUCUCCCCAGUCACCUCCUCAGCCAGCGGCAGGCAACACAGAAAAAACCCGCAGUACCCUCGGGUUCCCCUUCAAGACGGACACGCUCACAAAGCAUCGUGGAGGAGGCGCAGGAGGGACCGGUGAGCUCGAGAAGCAACCGGGAAGUGGUACAGCAAGUCGUAAGUUCGGUUUGAAGCUCUUCCGUCUCAGCUUUAAGAAGGACAAGACAAAGCAGCUAGCCACCUUCUCUGCACAGUUCCCCCCUGAGGAGUGGCCCCUCCGUGAUGAAGAGGCACCCAGCCAGCUCCCGCGUCAUAUAGAAAUAGAAAUUAUCCGCAGAAUUAACCCCGAUCUCACAGUAGAAAACCUUGCUCGGCACACAGCAGUCAUGAAACGUCUUGAAGAGGAGCGUGCACAGAGGAGCAAAGCAUCGUCAGCCAAUCACAGUUCAAGAAGCAGAAGAAGUGGUGGAAGGCAUAGGAAGCAGUCUCAGACCAAACUUAGCCGCUCACAUAGUAAGACAAGGGUGUCUCGGGGUGAGCAGAGCGAGAGUUCCCAUUUGGAACUAACCGACAGGGACUACAGAGCUUACUCAUCGUCACUGGCUCGGUCACCGAGGGAACAUGCUUUGGCUAUGGAGCGGCAGCGGACGCGUCUUCAUUUGGCACAUAGCAACCCUAACAUCCUUGACUCCUCCCACCUACCUGUCACACCAGAAUGGGACGUGUCCGGAGAGCUUGCUAAACGACGGACAGAAAUGCCUUUCCCUGAGCCGAGCCAUGGACCAUCGGCGCACCACUCCAAAGUCCACCGUUCGCACUCACACACGCAGGAAAGGAAGUCUAGAAAUGAACGCAGCGAUAAAGCCAAGGAACGCUCCAGAUCCAUGGAAAAUUCAAAAGGACCUCUUGGAACUGGUUUAAUUGGACCACCCGGUUACUACGACGAUCGAAGUCGUUACUAUACUGAUGAUGGAACUUUACGAGCCAAUCAGAGCUCAUGCCACUACCCUCACGCCACUGCUCCCUCGGCUAAGCUGCCUGGGGAGUCACUAGUGUUAGAUGGUGGCAGGAGUUUAGAGAAAUGUAAGAGUCGGGACAGUCUGCCAGCAUACUCUCCUAAAACACAGCACAACUCUAUCCCUCCAGACGGCUACUUCCAGUGCUCCGGAUCUUCUGAGGCUAUACUCACAGCACCAAACCCACUGGGAACUCUUGGCAAAAGUAGCCAAGAUGGGUUGAAAUUGGGCUGCACUGACAGGCAAACAGAAAGACAAACACCAGAAGUGAAGGAAGACUUCUCAAAAGUGGGACCUAAAGGUGGCAGCCUGCCUCCAAUACCUCUCUCGGUGCCAGAUCCUCCUGUUUUGAACGCGCGACCUCCCCACAGUGCCUCCUGUGGUCAAGAAAAACGUAAGGAGAUUUUUAGUAAAGAUACACUCUUCAAACCACCUCCGAGCCUUCCUUUACCAGGAUACAGCUCCUUGAGGAAAACCCCUGUUCUUGCCUCCUCCACUCUGUCUUCAUCCUGCGAUGCACUUGAUUCCCAGGAGGCCUUUGAUGCUCCCAAACCUCUGGUUGCGACUCCCUCUGCUCCCAUACAGGGGAGCGAGCCCACAACCAGUGCUGCAGAGGCCUCCUUUGACUAUUACAAUGUUUCAGAUGAUGACGAACUUGAGGAGGGAGGAACUAAAAGUAGAGGAGAGGAUGGCAAAACUGGUGGAGGAGUUGUUGGAAUGGGAGGUGGUGGAGCAGGCACCAUGCAAUGGUUGUUGGAGAGAGAAAAGGAGAGGGAUCUACAAAGAAGGUUUGAAAGAACCCUUACUUUCCCUGGUGCUAAAGAGAACCUUCCAGAACCCAGCCAGAACCAGCAGUCGGUGCAUUCUGUCAGACUGGACAGCAUGGACUCCAGCUCAGUUACUGUUGACAGUGGAUUCAACUCGCCAAGAACAAGGGAGAGCCUCGCAUCGAACACCUCGUCCAUAGUGGAGAGUAAUCGACGGCAGAAUUUGGCUCUGAGCCCCGGCCACCUUGGGAUUACAAAUAGCAAUGGUCCACCUUUCUCAUUCCGUGCCAUCCCUGAACCAGCUGGCAGCCAACCGAAAAAACUCCAAAAGCCCAACGCCUGCCUUGCAUCAAUCACCAGCGUCUAAAGGCCAUGACCAAGGACAAGAAGAAGUCCUGUUCCGAGGACUGUUAAACAUGCAGACUGUCACAUGGACUGAAUCAGUGGAGCCGCCACGAGACCACUGUGGAACUAUAGCUGUUAAUACACACAUUGACACAUUUUACAAAGGAAUUUAGACCACCAUAAGACUUCUCUCUUCUCUCAUCAACACACACCAUGCCGUUGGGCAGACUAACCAUGUCAUUUCAUAGCCUUCUGUUUACAUAGCGCUUUGUGUUCUUUCACUUACGUGGGUUCUACUUUGUGUGCGUGUGCGUGUGUGAGUGCCUGCGUGCAUGCGCGUUUUUGCGACUUAGUUUUGUGUGUGUGUGCCAUGUGGGAUAUGAUUGUGUACCAGUAAUCUGGAAUCUCAGGUCAUUUAAUUCCAGUCCCAUUCCAUCUGCUCCGUAUCAGUGCAACUCCGGCCGAUGGUGUGUUUACUCAUCAAAGGGUCUGAGGCUCUACUAACUAUUGUUAGCCUACACACAUCCACUGAUCAGUUUUUAGAGCAUCUUGAACCAUCAGUUUGCUUGAAUACUAGGAUAUUCAAUAUAUAGUUCAAUAUAUAAUUGAUGACAAAUAUCAAAAAUGUGAGCCAUACAGAUGGUGAGAUAUAGAAUGUGUACCAAACAGGUAAAUUUAAUUGAGGUGACGGAUUGAAGUGUUUAAAUCUUGAUCAACCACGACGCUGGAGUUCAAACACAGAACAGAUCCUGUUGUAGUCACAGACAUGCAAAGGUUUACAGUAUGUUUUAAUGGUGAAAAACUUCCACAGUCAGUUAGAUUCCCUAAUGACUUAUGUGAGGGCACUUCUAAAACAUUCAGAAGGUGAAAUUGAAUAACUGAGUUUACCACAGGUAAGGUUAGGAAUUGUACAGCCGACUCACAACAAAUGUACCAACAAUUUCUCGCUUCUGCUGUGUUCUGUACAUCAAAACCUGAAAUCAGCCCGCAGAAAGAUUGCAGCUUUUAGUCAGUUGCAAAAGUUUCCUUCCUUUAUGAAUCCAAACUAUAUAGUAAGUCCACUGGAUGCUGCUGCCUCAUGUCUAAAUAGUUGGCUUGGGUCCUAUAGGUGUCGCCAUAACACAUAUUAGAAACCAUUCAACAUUCGUUUUUAGGUUAUAGUCUGGUGGUGUAUGUCAAAUUGGUAAUUUCUGCUGCCAAAAUUGAUUUUAUUGUUUUGGGAGCUCAGCUGGUGUCACAAAAUAUAUUGGAAUUAAAAUGUUCCCAUCCCUCAGCCUCAUAUUAGGUUAUCAUUUCAGCAAUCUUUUCAUUGGCCUGCUCCAAUGCAAUAUAGUGACCCUUGGAAGUUACUCACAAUCACAAACGCUAUGGCUAAACCCAUGUUUUUAAAUAUGAGGAAUGUCCUGGUGUGAUCAUAUUUCAAUUGUGGAUGUUUUACUAAGUUUAACAACCCAGUAGUUUCACCGGGGUAGAAGUUAAAUAAAGAAAACACGCACACCUUUGUUAGCACAUAAUAAAAUCUUAUAUUUUCUGCCAGCCGUAUUGGAUUUUCAAUAUGGCAGCCACUCCAUAAUCAUUUAAAUAUAUACCAUGACAUUAUUUAUUAGGGGUGUAAAUCGCGGGUUUUGUCACGAUACGAUAUCAUUUCGAUACAAAGAACCGCGAUCCGAUAUUUGCCGAUAUCUUAAAGCCUGCUGUGAUUCAUUCACGAUACAUCACGAUAUAGUGCUCUACGAUCGAUACAGAACAAUAUCCUGAGUUAUAACAAUUCAUACGCAAAAUCAACAAGGUACUGCAACCCUUUUAUUUAGGAAAUUACAAAGUGCUUCCAAACGAAUGACUUGAAGCCCAAAGGCGAGCGAAUUUCCUCGUCUUCUUGGACACUAGCCAUAGCACCAGCCCAGGAGCCGCGUAGUUGUCGGCUCCCCUUUCACGUGCCUGCUCUGCUCACAACACAACACGCUGCGCACUGCUCCCGGAAAGAGGAAGCAAGCAACAAUGAACUGGAUUUCAAAAUACAGUUGUGUCUAAUGUCCGAGGUCAAAAACGGGCGAUAUAGAUCGAUGUUUACGUUUAGCAUCGAUGCCAACAAAUCGUAGAGCAUUAUAUCGAUUAAUCGAUGUGUAUCAAUGAAUCGUUACACCCCUAUUAUUUAUACUAACAAAAUAAGUUUAGACACCAAAUUUAUGAUUGUGUGUAUCAUAGAGGGGUCAUUAUCUAGCAUAUUCAACAUGGAGACGUCCAUUUUGAAAAUGAUGUCAUAAGAAUGGUUGAGGGCCAGGAAAAAUUGAACUCCAAAAUUUCAGGCUGUUUUUAACGCCUAAACGUUCUAAAAAAAAAUCAAAUCAAAUUAGGCAAGAACUUUUAAUUUUAGACAUAUUUUUGACAUGCUGCGCCAGACUAUUAUGGUAUUGCUUGUAUGCAAUAUGAGAUUCACAACUGUAUACUUAUCGUAAAUUUGAACCCACAUAAAAUGUGAACAAAUCAAACAUUUGUUGUACAGGCACGACUUAAAGUGGGGUAUCCACGGGGUUGUAAAAGGUAGUAAAUGAAAUUAGUAAAAUAUAACAGGAUUAAAAAGUAGUAAAUGCCAUCUGAAGAGGUAUUACAUUUUUGAACUUCUAUGCAACUUUAAGACUUUUUCCCAUUUGUAUGAAGUGCUGGCCUAUUCCCUAAUGAUCACGCAAUUUCCUUUAUUAUAUAAAUUAUAUGUGCGAGUAGGACCUGUGAACUACAGUAUGUUGUAGUGUGCGGCAUUAAUGCAAUCCUGUGGAUGCCAACAACCAUUAAAUGUUCAAUAAAAGUAUCAAUACUUGUUCAAAGAAAAAAAACAGAUAGACAUACAAGUUCGGUAUUUAGAGAAUGACGGUGUGACGUUCGGAUAUUUUGGUUCCGAAUUCCAGAGACAUGCGAGGGCAGAUAAUCUGUCAGGACAUCAAAAUUAGUAAAUGUAUGUAAAAUUAGUUUCAAUUGUAAGAGAGCAAACUAAAUAUAAUAGAUACAUUCAGGCGGAAGCGCGUUUGUGUUGCGCGUCGACGUAUCCCAAGCAGCAUAAGUAACGUGACACAUUUCACUCUGUAACGGCGUUCAACAAUUAACAUAGUAAUUGAGUAGAUUAUCCGUUAGUGGGAAUCUGUUAUCGCCAUUAUUUCUAACGCCAUUAGUCCCAACACUGUCAGUAAACAAUAAAUAUUUUCAUGGAUUGUUGAUCAUUUUAAUGAUUUAGCCUACUGUUGAUCAUCUGUAAUUGUAGUUAUAAUUUUGGUAAAUGACAGUAAUCUGUAACUUUAUUUAUAACCCAUAGCACUAAAAUUUGAAAGGUUGUCAUAGUUGCAGCUAGAAGUCGUGUUGGGAUUAAAAAGUAUUAAAUUCCACUUGAGAAUUUUUGUAUAUAGCCUGUAAAGGUUUUUGAGCAUAUUUUAUACAUUUCUGAUGUGUAUUAAAAACAAAGAACAUAAAUGUCUCAAUUUGGAACCCAUUCUAAAUACUCAUUACAGCAUUAAACAGUAUGAAUCACAAACAUAAAAACUGUAGUCAAAAAAAACUUUGGUCAUCAGUGUCUUUAGACGCGUGUAGGGUUUUAAUGAAUAAUUCCACUAUCAGUCAAGCUUGAUUAAACACUUCUAGUGCCGAUUGUGUUGAGUAUAUUGUAUCAUGGCAUGAAUAAAUCAGAUGGUCAGGAACAAACUUUAAGUGAUUGCAGAAGCAUUCAGUGGACAUGAAUAAUUUUGACAUGUAACCUACAAAGUUGAUUGCAUGCCAUCGGAGUAUGAACACAUCCAGAGCGUGAUAUCUGAAUGCAAAAUGAGCAGCUGUACUGGUAUUCGAGUGUCCAUUAGGAUUAUGGGAUUGUAUGGUUUUGAAAAUUAACAUGAAUCCAUUUAAGUGUUGUUCACAGAGUGCAGGGUUGUGUUUUUUUCCCCCAGUAUUUAUUAAUACAGAAUGAAACAUUCAUAAAUAUCCAAUUCUUGACUAACUGCGUUUUAAAUUGUGAAAUUCCUGAGCCAUGCUCACUCAUGGUGCUAAAAAUGCAUUAUGGUCACUGAUGAUGAUAUAGUUGGAAUAUAGUAUUAAAUGGCUGCUUACUAGUGAUCAUUUCACCUCCAUACUAAUGGCAAUGAUUAUACUGUAUUUCCUAUUUAAAAAUCGUAUUCGUUUCACACAAGACUGAGCAGGAGGACACGGUGAAUCAUUUGUGUCAUAGUGUGCUAGAUUUUUAAGCCUGCGCUGAAACGAGUCGGGCUGGUCGAUCAUGGGGAAUCCUGUAGUGAUUUCGGUCCAAUCGCGGUCCUGAUCUGAGAUCCAUCCUUCUGCAGGCUCAGGAAGUUUGUCAGCCAUCCUGAUGUUGUCGUCCUACAAGCUCCUCUUCAACUACCUCCACAACAGCAAAAACACAGCCCGUCCUUUCCAUGAUCACACUGUCAUCAGCCUCUGGCCUGUGAAUGUCUGCACAUACAUACAGUACACACUACACAUUCAAGUGCUGGACUCCCUGCCCAUUCUUUUUUUUUUUUUUGUGUUCAGAAACUGUCACAGCGUAGCUGCUAAUAAAAAGCGAGUGAGCCAAGUGCGAAGAUGCACGGAAAAAUCAUCUCAGAUUGGGGAUAUGCACAUUGUAAAGUUCCACUUACAGCUCUCUAGAACACCAAACAACAACAUAUAUAUAUCUAUAUUUUAAAUAACCUUAUGGUGUACUACAGCUUUAUCUUCUCUGUACCAGAGUAUUGAAGUUUGUGUUCUACUAAGACGCUUUGCUUUCAACUCCCCAGAAAGAGGUUUCAAUUCCGUUUAUCCCAGCAUACAAGCUAGUAAUAAAGCCUCUACCAAGCGGUACGGUUCGGUUUGGUACAAUACCCCAAGCAUCAAACCUACAGACACACAAGCUUGCGCUUGAUAAGGGUUAUUGAUCCAUACCACUGAUAUGUACUACUAGGUAAAAUGUUAUUGGAGUACUGCCAUGCAACUAAAUUUUAAACCAUUCUAAACCAGUGUCUGCAAUAUUGCAAAAAUAUAAUGUACAGUAGUUAUUUGAUCCGAAAUCUCAUGAAGCAUUCUCUGCUACAACCAUGAUCACUCGGCCUCUAGUCCGUCAUACAUAGUUGCAGUUGGGCUCAAGUCCCAAGUCUAUGGGAAUGUUUAUCAUCUGUACCUACUCUUGCUUAGUUUCCCGUUCUUUCAAUUAGACACAGUCAUGGUCUAGUUUCAAUUCUAAUUCAUUUUUGUGGUCUCACCUGUUCUGUAAAAUUAUGUACCACUAAUCUUGGAUUAACGACUGAGGUCAGGACUCCAAUGAGACAUUUGAUCCAUAGAAAUACAAGGGUCUAACGCCUAGUUCCAUCUGUAAAAUAGGGCUGUAGUCUCUUGUACGGUGAAGGUCAAGAGGCUCUGUACCUCAUGUCUGAUAUUUGCACUGCCCCGAUUGUCCCAAUCACUAACUGGCCCAAAGGCCAUCCAUCAACUUUAUUGUCCAUCAACCAGCCAUAGGUCAUAUGUAACUGUUCAUCCCUUUUCUACACUGACAGUCCAUGAAAUGUCUUCCCUUAACAUCGGCGGUGCGUUCUAAAACUUGAGGUUCAACAAUAGCAUUGCUUCAAAUGGUGACAUACCUGUAAAUGAUGUUUAUCUGUCAUGCCUAGUCAACUAAUUUAAACAAUAAAAAGAGGGAUUUUUAAAAAAAAUGUCUAUAAUAUCUGGAAGUCCCUUUGGUGUUAGUACUGGUGUUACCAUUGUUGUAGUGUACGUGAUGCCCUAUGGGGAUUGUGUUACUUUUUAAGAUAAUAAAAUAAUGAUGUUUGGUUA